This is a messenger RNA of Xyrichtys novacula (pearly razorfish), 4792 nucleotides long. NCBI's taxonomy places the organism in Eukaryota, Metazoa, Chordata, Actinopteri, Labriformes, Labridae. The record is from the annotation of a GenBank genome assembly.
AGUAGGUGGCGGUAAUGCCCCUUAAGAUGGCCGCCAACCGCCAUAAAACAAAAAGAAGAAGCAGACGUGACUUCCGGUCUCCUGUUGUGUGUUCAUGCUAGGUCUCUAAAUAAUUUUACUUUUCGAUGGCAAACCGAACCGUUAAAGAUGCAAACAGUAUUCACGGGACCAACCCGCAGUACCUGGUGGAGAAAAUCAUCAGAACUCGAAUCUACGAGUCCAAAUAUUGGAAGGAGGAAUGUUUCGGUCUGACCGGUGAGUAGCAUGUUAGGAUGAUCGAUGCUAACCGGAGAAACCCGCUGAAUUCAUUUAAAUAGAGACUUAAUUUUCAUUAAAUUUUAUAAUAUUGUCUUUUUCUAACAUGUUUGGAAACAUUUAUGUCGAUGCAGUGCGUUUAACUGAUCCUUUUAGGUAAAGAAAGUGAACCAAAAACAGGAGGAUGUAGCAGCUUAGCUGAAAGUUAGCUCCGAGCCCCGUCCUCGUGAUUUAAUUACUAAUCAUUUAUAAUAAUUUUACCUUUAAAAAUGUGUUUUUAAGAUUUACCCACUGUCAGGUAGAUACUAAAGGAUGAUGUUCAGGCUGAACUGCAUUUAAACAGACAGGACUCUGUUGUGGAAAUCAUCGCAUGCACUCAGACUCGGUAGAUUCAUGUCCUGUUCACUCUGAUGUUACAGCAGCUCAUCAUAAAUCAAGUUCACUUCCAUCAGUGAGAAACUCUUUUGUUUCUACCUGUCUCAUUAUUAAAAAAUGGCCGUAGGGAUACGGCUCAACUUACCCCGCUUUUUUUGUCCUGCUAUAUUCUGAAGAUGACAGUUCUGUUUACACUCAUUCAGUUGGUUUGCAGGGAUGAACAACAUCCUGAAAUAUCUGCAGAGACACGAGUUAGAGACAAAACUAGGAUUGACUUAAUGUAGAGGUCUGAAAUAUGAAACAUGGAUCAUCUUACCCCACUCUCCCCUACCUUGUUUUAAUGUUUCCUUUGACAGUCCUGCUCACUGCUUUAUUGACCAACAUUAAGCCUCUAAUUAUGAGUAUUUUUACGUCUCUUAUUAAGUUCAUGUUGGUGCUUUGCCUUCCUCCUUUACUCUGACUGUUAAUAAAGCACGUCGUGUCGUCCACAGCUGAGCUGGUCGUCGACAAAGCCAUGGAGCUGAAGUACGUGGGUGGAGUUUACGGCGGAAACAUCAAACCCACUCCGUUCCUCUGCCUCACUCUGAAGAUGCUGCAGAUUCAGCCAGAGAAAGACAUCAUCGUCGAGUUCAUUAAAAAUGAAGAUUUCAAGUGAGUUUGAAGAGACACAGAUGAAAAGUCCCUUCGGUGUGACUCUGAGAUGUAAAAAUGAUGAACUUCUCAUAGAUUAAAAUCCUGUUAUGAGGAAAUUAUCUCAGAUGAGUCACAUAAAGUAAUUCAGGAAAUACAAACAGCUUAUGAAUUCAUCCAGAGUUAACAAAUAUAAUGAUAGCAUGAAGAUGAAUUUGGGAACUUUUCUGCUGCAAUUUAUUUAUUUCCUUUUUCUUUUUUUUGACUAGGUAUGUUCGUUUACUGGGAGCGAUGUACAUGCGCUUAACGGGCACUGCAGUGGACUGCUACAAAUACCUGGAGCCGCUUUACAACGACUACCGAAAGAUCAAGAGUCAGAACAGGAAUGGGGGUGAGUUUUCCUCCGUGCGCUCCUGCAAAUCUCUGAAACAUUUCAGAUCAGCCCGGAGGAUUUUUCACUGCUGAAAGUGUCUGAUCGACCACUCACACCGUUCAUCUGUCUGUGAGUUUAGAGUUUGAGUUGAUGCACGUGGACGAGUUCAUCGACGAGCUCCUCCAUGCGGAGAGGGUGUGCGACAUCAUUCUACCCCGCCUUCAGGUGUGUUCACACACACAAACACACACAGACUUAGAGAAUGUUUUUAGUAUUUCAACAGCUGAUGUGUGUGUGUGUGUGUGUGUUGAUUACAGAAGAGACACGUCCUGGAGGAGGCUGAGAUGUUAGACCCUCGGAUCAGCGCUCUGGAGGAAGAUCUGGAUGAGGUGGAGAGCAGCGAAGAAGAAGAGGAAGAGGAGGAGAAGGUACUGAAAUGAACACCAUGAUGUAAAAUGAGAGAACUGUUUUUGUUUCUCCUCGUAUACUCGUCAAUACUGUCUCCCAUCGCCAAGUUCUCUCAGGUUUUAAGAAGGUCCGGGUGUUUUUUUUCUUCCCUGCAGAUGGAGAGACUCCAGACACCCGAACCCCACAGACGCGGUUACCGUGACAACGACAGACCCCGUCGCUCUCCAUCCCCUCGAUACAGACGCAGCCGCUCACCCAGACGGUUUGUGUUUCAACAUUCCAGUUUUUGUCUCAAUAAUAAAUGAAGUAAAAAGUCAGAUUUCUGUUUUUGAGUUUGAAAUUUGACCCCUUCGUUUUGUUUUCAGGAGGAGCAGAUCUCCAAAGAGGCGAAGGUAUGUGAGCUCAAAACCUUCUUCUUCUUCUUCUUUUUGAUCAAAUAUUAGACUUGUGGUUCACCGUCAUUGGUUUGUCUUGUCAUGUGUUCUCAGCCCGUCACCCAGGAGAGACCGCCAUCGCAGCAAGAGCCCACGCAGACACCGCAGCCGGUCCAGAGACAGACGCCAUCGCUCCAAAUCACCAGGUACUCCGCCGUGAAACACAGACAUGAAUGGGCUGUAAAGUGAGAGCUGGAUGAAUCUUUGAGUGACUGAAUACAGGAGGAGUAUUUCAAAUCAGAUCUGAUAAGCUUCAGCGAUCGAGAACUAAAGUAUCUUGGUUAUGAACAGGUUUUUAAGUGUCCCGCUUUUGGGUGUGUAAACAUCCCAUCCAGUACUCCGGUUCUGAGAAACCUGGAUUUCCCACCUGUAGAACUCUAAAAGAAAAAGGGUGCAGACGUGGACCAGUAGAUUCUCUGUGUGUGUGUGUGUGUAAAUGCUGCAUCCUGAAUAUGAUCAGAACCAGGAUACUCGCGUCCACGUGGACACACCCGAUCACGUUCUAGAGACCCGUCCAAUCUUCGUCGGUAAUAAUCCUAACAGGAAGAGCAGUAAAAAGGUUCUGAGUAAACAUGUUUGCUGAUGUUGUUUAUAAGGUCCUUCCUGCUCAUGAGAUUGUUUUGCUUUUAUUUUGAAGGUCACAACAGAAGCCGCAGACAUCGCAGCCACUCCAAGUCUCAGGAGAGGUGAGUUUUCGAUCUCCUUCAGCAGAUAAACAAACCCUGCUGACGCCCGUCCUUCUUUAUUUGAUGACCUCUGAUGGUUUUCUUUCAGGAGCUCCAAAAAAAGUCACAAGAAGAGCCGAAGAGGAAACGAGUGAUUUUAUUUUUCUAUCUCUUUUUUUUUUUUAAUCGUGUCUCAGAGCCGGAAACAUAAGUUUUUAUUUCACAAGAAGAGAACUUUGAUGUUGGACGCUCAGACCAUGUACAGCCCUCAGGAUUCAGCCGUGUGUUUGUACUGUUUAGACUCUCAGCCCAUGAGAGAGACAAACUGUUGAUGCUCCCUACUCUCACAUCGUCAGUGUGUUCAUCGCUGACACCUUUCGGAUCCGUGUAAAUGUAGGAAAUGUGUUUGUACAUUAAAAUAAGUUUAACAUCCACAAAUAAAGACCCCGAUUCUUUAGCCGUCUGGUUUUGGAGCUUUGAUAGAUUCCCAAAAUAUCUGAAAGAAUAAACAAGAACCACCCGAAAGUGUGAAAAAGAAAACAGUUCAACAUCUCCAACUUUUCCAUUUUCUUAGAGUGUUUCAUUUUCACUACGGUUAGCGCUGUUAAUUUGUAAAGAAAUUAAUGCUGCAGAUAUUUCUUACAGAUUGAUCAGGAAGCCCAGAAAGAGGAAACACCUGAUUCACACAAAUAUUUAGGAUGGGUAAAGAACUGCGCCGUGAAAUAAGGAGAAGUCUAGGUCAGUUACAGGCCAAAACUUGAUCAAACUUUGUACUUUAAAGUGUUUAUAGUAAAGUUAAUGAUCCCGGUUUUAACAUGUUGAUUUGGAAUAAUCCGCUCGCGAUUCGCACUCGAGUUUUAAGGCUCUGUCGAACCACCAACCACGAAACCAGCUUCAGUUUCAUUGAGGUUCAGAACUCUGUAGAAAUUCUCACUUUUAUAAAUCAGUGCUGGUAAUCUAUGAAAAGACAGGGUCGCUUAUGGUCUUUGUGUAGUACAGCAGCUCAACCGUUUGGUUGCCAUGGUUACAGUAAUCAAUUAAGGCUAUGUUCACACUGCAGGUCAAUUCAGAUUUUUUAACCAUCUGUGACUCAUAUCUGAUGUUUUUAUCCAAGUGUGAACAGGUCAGUUCUGAUUGGUUCUGAUCCGACCCAGGCCUCUUCUGUAUGUGGAUAUAAAUCAGAUAUGAAACUGAUGUGACUGCAGUGUGACGCUCAGGUCGCGUUCAUCCGACCUUUACGUCAUCAAUAUGAGACAAACGUCACCAUUGUUCAACACAAACAGGUGUGGAAAGACAUUUGUGCUUUGUGUUCAUGAGGGUCACUUUACUGACACAUUCGUUGCUGUAAUGUGAACGACGGCACAAAAAGAUCGGAUUGAACAAAAAAUCUGAAUUGUGCAUCAGAACCUGCAGAGUGAACGUAGACUUAGACAUUCAUCAAAGAUGCAAAUGAAUAUUGAGAGUUUAAUUAUUUUUGUGUUUAUUAUCACAGAUUAAUUUACUUUUUAGAAAAAUGUUAAAUACAUUUAAAAUGUUAAAACGAUCAGUGAGAUGUGCUACAGACAAAAGUUUAAAGAUGAAUUUAAAGAGCCCCCCCUGGUGGUUAUAGUGGACUGUGCAUCCUGUCCACAUUUUCAUCCCCACUCCCAAAG